Theobroma cacao (cacao) is the source of this 1781-nucleotide messenger RNA. Its product is annotated as strychnine-10-hydroxylase-like. Lineage: Eukaryota; Viridiplantae; Streptophyta; Magnoliopsida; Malvales; Malvaceae. Gene Ontology annotation, molecular function: heme binding; oxidoreductase activity, acting on paired donors, with incorporation or reduction of molecular oxygen; iron ion binding. The record is from RefSeq and is a predicted model, not a curated record.
GCUAGCCACAUAUCUCUAGAUACCACACCCAUCUAUACAGACUAAUCAUUUGCUUCUCAAUGGCUUCUCUUCUGCCUCAUCUGAGCACUUUUGUGGCUGGACUAGCAGCGAUUCUUGUCCUUUUCUUCUAUCUCUUUCGGUCGAGAGUUACUCUUAGCAAAACAAGGGCACCCCAAGCUGCAGGUGCAUGGCCCGUAAUUGGCCACUUACGAUUGUUAGGAGGACCGCAGCUUCCUCACGUAACAUUGGGAGCCUUGGCCGAAAAAUAUGGUCCUGUCUACUCCAUUCGGAUAGGGAUUCACCCAGGAUUGGUGGUGAGUAGUUGGGAGAUAGCCAAAGAGAUAUACACCAAUUACGAUGUGGCUGUCACCAAUCGUCCAAGAAUGAUAGCCGCAGAGCACUUGGGUUUCAACUAUGCCAUGGCUGGGGUCGCACCCUAUGGUUCAUACUGGCGUGAAAUGCGUAAAAUAAUCAACUUCGCUCUGCUCUCUAACCGUAGACUCGAAAUACUCAAGCAGGUUCGAGUAUCCGAAGCACAAGUCUCAGUAAAAGAGCUAUACAAAACUUGGUCCGAAAGAAACAAUGGCUCAGGCCAUGUUUUAAUUGAAAUGAAGCAAUGGUUUGGGGACUUGACCUUGAAUGUGAUAGUUAGGAUGGUUGCUGGCAAGAGGUACUUCGGUUCGGGUGCAAAGGGUGAUGACAAAGAGGCCAGACGGUGCCAAAGGGCGAUGAGGGAAUGGUUUCAUUUGUUAGGGGUAUUUGCCUUAAAGGAUGCUGUUCCUUUUCUUGGGUUUCUGGAUUUGGGUGGGCAUGAAAAGGCCAUGAAGGAGACAGCUAAGGAAUUGGAUAGUAUUGCUAGUGAAUGGUUGAAGGAGCAUAAGCAGAAGAGGGCCUCGGGUGAGGCCGAAGAUCAAGACUUCAUGGAUGUUUUGCUUUCUCUCCUCGAGGGUACAAACCUUGCAUCAGAAUUCGAUGUUGACACAAUUAACAAAGCCAACUGUUUGAGUAUGAUUACAGGAGGAAGUGACACCCCUAAGGUUACUCUAACAUGGAUACUCUCCUUAUUGUUGAACAAUCUUCAUUGGUUGAGAAAAGUUCAGGAAGAGCUAGACAUUCACGUGGGCAAAGAAAGACUAGUGAACGAAUCAGAUCUUAGCAAGUUAGAGUGCCUUCAAGCCGUAGUCAAAGAGACAUUACGCCUACAUCCUCCAGUACUUCUCUUCCCACGGUUCUGCACUGAUGAAAUCAUCGUAAGUGGUUAUCAUGUCCCUCGAGACAGCUGGAUAUUCUUAAACCUUUGGAAGAUCCAAACUGAUCCACGGGUCUGGUCGGAUCCUUUAGAAUUCAAGCCAGAAAGAUUCCUGACAACCAAUAAAGAUUUCGAUGUUGGGGGUGAUCAAUACUUUGAGUUGAUCCCAUUUGGUUUUGGUAGAAGGGUUUGCCCUGGAAUGUCUUUUGGCCUUCAGAUGGUACACUUGACGUUGGCUAGUUUGUUGCAGGCGUUCGACAUCUCCACUCCUUCAAAUGCAAUGGUGGAUAUGACUGAAGAAGCUGGACUGUCGAACAUGAAAGCCACCCCACUCGAAGUUCUUGUUAGACCUCGCCUUCCUUCUAAAAUUUAUGAAUAAUAAGUAAUUAAAUUGGCUCUGAGCAGUUCUACUUCUAACUAAUAUGCUUCAUAAAAGUUGUACACACAAAUUCUACUCGAAAUUAUGAGACAAAUAUAAAUAUUUGAUGUGAGUGAUAAUUUUUUCACUUCGUCUUUAAAAGUUACGAAUUCA